Messenger RNA from Trametes versicolor FP-101664 SS1, 657 nucleotides. RefSeq lists its product as uncharacterized. The record is from RefSeq and is a predicted model, not a curated record. The transcript is spliced from 2 exons. NCBI's taxonomy places the organism in Eukaryota, Fungi, Basidiomycota, Agaricomycetes, Polyporales, Polyporaceae. Bases 1 to 657 code for a protein of 218 amino acids. Gene Ontology annotation, molecular function: protein binding.
AUGUUCUCAGAGUACUCUUGCUCACGAUGCGGGCAUCAGGUGGAGAACUGCUUGUUCCGCGUGCACAGGUACUUCCUCGAGCGCGACUCGACGUUCUUCAAGGACUUCUUCCAGCGCACGCUCUCCGGAACGGGUAUGGGCAAGACGGAUGACACGGCCAUCAAGCUACAGGACGUCUCGCGACGCGAAUUCGAGUGCCUACUUCACUUCCUCUAUCACGGCGCGUCGAACUCGCAGAACGACUCGAUCCUCAACCUCGUCCUGCUCCUCUCUACCUCCUCCGCGCUCACCUUCCCUGCCGCGCGCACACACGCAAUCACCGCACUCGAUCAGGCGUCCCCGCCGCUCGACCCCGUCGAGCGCGUCUUCCUCGCGGAGAAGUACAACAUCCCCGCGUGGCUGCGGCCCGCGUACGUCGAGCUCUGCUCGCGCGCACACCCGCUCGAGGACUCCGAGGCAGAGGUGCUCGGCCUGCAGACAACCGCGCGGCUCGCGCGUGCGCGCGAGGCGGUGCUCGAGGAGAAGGUGCAGGAGUGGCGGCGUGCGGUCGAGCGCGCGCAGAAGGGCGAGGGGCAGAUCACGAAGGAGGACAUGGAGGUGCGCGAGGCGAAGGUCGUCGAGCGCGUCGUCGACGACAUCUUUGCGACGGAGCGGUAG